GUAAUGUUUUCACUAUUGAGUAUCUUAUCCAGCUGGAUCCGACCCGUACCAGAAUUUUUACAAACGUUUUUCCCUCUUGAAACGGUUUAUUUGGGGGCAUUUUUAAAAAUGGAUUGCGUUGUUUACCUUCUCAACAAACAAGCCUCGCACCCAUAAACAGUUUUUAAAUUACUCACCGGCGGCAGGUGCGGAUUGGGCCAAGUGGCCGAAACCGCAUCCAACAGAAGAGACCGUCUCCCAGUUAACUGACUGUUUCUCUCUCCGUCACCCCAUGGACACCAGGUGUUUGAUGUUUGUCCUAUGAGGCUUUUCUGGGUUUGUUUCUUCAUCCGCGACCGCGUUGAACUUCGAAUUCAUGCCACGUACAAGUUAUCACCAUGAUGCCUGUGUCUGAAUCUCUCUUUCUCUCCUCUUAAUUGGAUUUGCGUUUAUAUACUCCUAUUUUGCUCUGCUUAGGACAUAGUUUGGAGCAAGCUUUGAAUUCUGGAAUGCCGGUGGAUGCUGAGUGACAUGUUUUAUGGGUUCUUGCUCAAAAAUUUUCUUGAACCGCGUACUUUUAGUUUUGAAUGAUGCCUAUCUUCGCUGGUCUUUAUAAAACUGGAGCUAUCAAUCUUUUCUUGAAGCAUUAUAGAAGAAAAGAGCACUGCAAUUCAUUUUGCAAGAAGUGCCAAUGUAUAUCAGCCAAUCCAUUCAAACAAGGAACUUUUAACAGCCUAACUCGCUACUUCGCUAGCAAAUCACAAAUUAACAAGGUCUCCCUUUACCUUCAACGGGCCAAACUCAUUGAUUCAAUUCGGCUUGCUCUUCGGUCCAAUGCUCCAAGGUCCCUUAUCUCCCUUUUGAAUGAUCCCAAUCUAGAUUCCUUUGUGGUCACCAAUGCAAUCCGAUCUGCUCCCUCUCUGGACUCUGCUCUCUCGCUUGCUGAAACCCUGAAAACCAUACCACAUUUCACACACACUCAACAUACACUGCAUGCAGUGGCCAAAAUCUUAGCCAAGUCCCAACAAACCGCAAAACUCAAAACCCUUGUUGAUGCUAUCAAUUCUGGGAAAUUUUCAAAUGUUGCACGGGUCAGCUUCAUGGACCGCUUGCGGUGGUAUGCUGCUGCAAGAGACCUUGAUUUGCUUCUUAGUGUUUGGGAUGAAUGGAGAGCCCUGCAGAAACGACCUUGUGUUGAGGCUUACAACAUCGUGAUGGGUGCUUAUGCACGUAUGGCUAAGAACUCAGAGGCAGUGAAGAUAUUCUUUAUGAUGAUUGAUGAAGGACUGGUUCCUAAUUCUAGAACUUACACUGUUAUCAUUGAGCAUCUUGUGAACUCUGGAAAAUUGGAUUCAGCAGUGCAGAUUUUUAGUGUAUUGCCAUUGAUGAGGAUCAAGCGUACUCUUAGGCAGUAUUCACUUUUGGUAGGGGCAUUCACUGUUAUCAAACAGUUUGAUGUGGUUAAGAAUUUACUACAGGAAAUGCAGACAGAUGGAAUGUUGCCUGGUCAAUCUAUGCUAUUGUCAUUGCAGUGCAUGCGGAUGGCUGGAUUUAUCAAGGAGUCAGUUGAGUUUAAUAAAGAAAUGUUACCAGAUGAGAGGAUCCAUAAUAUAGAAGCUUUUGUAGAUGACGAUGAUGACUUUCCCAAUGAUGAUAUUGAUGUGAGCACAAUUCACUUGAAACCAUGGUUGGACCCAGUGGCUUUGGCAAGUGCCUUGAAUAAUUGGGGACCUGAAGAGGUAUCAGCGCUGGAAGAUGCAAAUUUUGUAUGGACAACUCGGUUGGUUUGCAAGAUGAUCAGAAGUUUCAAUUCAGCUGAAGCAGCAUGGCAGUUUUUCUGUUGGGUUGAUUAUCAGCCAGGUUUUACUCAUAAUGUUUAUACGUUCUCAAAGAUGGUUUCCAAGUUAGCACAGCAUGGUCGUCUGGAUUUAGCUGGUCAACUCCUGUCUAAGACAAAAAAGGAGCAGAUUAAAUUGCCAGUCAGCACAGUGAGAUUGAUUAUCGACUUCUAUGGCAUUUUUCAUAAUGGUCAGGCUGCUAUAAAGGUCUUCCGUGAUGCCAAAUCACUCUGUGGUCCACUACCAGAAUCUAGUCUGUUGAUUUUAUAUUCUUCACUUUUACACACGCUGGCGAAGUGUAAGAUGAACUCCGAUGUCUUGGAUAUCCUUGAUGAGAUGAUUUUGGAUGGUAUUUUACCAGAUAUCCAAACUUUUUCUGGAUUGAUCCAUCAUUUUGCACUUCAGAGAGAUAUUAAAGUGGUGCAGAGACUCUUUGGGAUGGUAAGGCAGGGUGGUAUAGAGCCUGAUGCUUAUUUGUUCAAGGUACUUAUUCGUGCUUUCUGCAAGUGUGACAGAGCUGUUCUAGCAUUAAGAAUUUUUGAAGAUAUGAGGAACUCCAAUUUGACACCUGAUGUUGCCACAAGAGAAUUGCUUGUCAAGAGUCUCUGGAAAGAAGGUAAGCUUAGGGAGGCAGCUUCCGUGGAAGAGAGGAGUAAAGAAAUAAUUGGCGCCCCUCCACUUGCAUUGCGUGGCCAUUUGUAUUCUGUGAGCUCUACGGAUCUCACUAGAGUUUGUAAACUUUAUUCUGACAGCUUUACAACAAGCCAUUGUUAAGAGUUAUGAUAAAGGUUUCUAUAUCAAAGUAAUUAUCUGACGGAAUGCUUGUACUCAGCUUCAGAGCAAUGCCGUGAUGUCAUUUGAAUUGGUUGCAGAUGGAUCGACAAUAUAUGAUGUCUAAAUGUUAGUUAGUUCAUUUCUCCUUUUUGAGUUUGCGCUGGGUGGUUAAACCCCCUUCUAACUCUACUCCAAUGCCAACCUCCUGGAACGUGCCACCAGAGGAAGGUCUCUCACACUACUGGCCUCACAAAGUAGAAGAGGUUAACAGGUUCUAGUUACGUUUCCUGUAGUUUUUUUUUUUUCUCCCUGUGUUUUAUUUCUAUUCAUGUUUUAAUCCGCAUCCGAGAACCUAUAUUGCAUCUUUGCUCUGGAUGAUGGCCAUUCCUGCCAAGAUACCAUCAAAUGUGGGUUUGGUAAUGGAUUUUAUCCCCCCAAGGCUACAGUGAAAAUUUUAUGUUACGAAAGGUUGUGGAAACCAAACAAGACACGUUAGGAAACUAACCAAAUUUCACCUUCUCAAAACCCCCUUGAGAUUGAACCUAGAAAGACCCCUUAAUUUAGUGGCGUUUACCUUAGAGUGACUUUUCAGGCUUUUUUUUUUUUAACCGUCCACCUCAUCUUCCUGUAGAUCUGUACCCACACAUUACACAUACUGCUAGCCAUAAGGUGAAAGUUCCCUCGUCUGUUGGCUUGUGGGCUUUGUGUAAUAGAACUGGAAAUGGUAGGUAGCUUGUUGCCUCCCCAAAUUGAGUUCUUGUAUUAAAUAAACAUCAUCCUUACACACUAUUCUAGCAAUAAAAUAGCUAGAGUGGGAGUGUCGAGACUCUUCAUUGAAUAUAUUAGUUAGGCGUCAUUGUAGUGUCUAUAUUCCUACAAGUAGCUGGAAGAAGAAGAAAAAAAGAAAGAAAAAAGAAACAAACAAAUCAAAGCUAGGGACAA
Messenger RNA from Diospyros lotus (date-plum), 3533 nucleotides. Its product is annotated as pentatricopeptide repeat-containing protein At5g66631. Gene Ontology annotation, molecular function: protein binding. The record is from RefSeq and is a predicted model, not a curated record. Bases 567 to 2591 code for a protein of 674 amino acids. NCBI's taxonomy places the organism in Eukaryota, Viridiplantae, Streptophyta, Magnoliopsida, Ericales, Ebenaceae. The transcript has a single exon.